AUGUAUGAAAUAUAUGGGUUUAGCCCAAUCAACUCUGAAAGCGACUUUGACGAUGAUGAUGAUGAUUAUGAUGAUUUCAGUCAGAGCGAGGCCAUCUCCGUUAAGAGGGCAUCCAUCGCUGACAUGUUUCGGAGCGCUACAACCCUCGAACGAAUAAUCAUGGUUAUUGGAGCCUUGGCGGCAUUUGGUAGUGGAGUGAGUUCCCCAGCGUUCAUGUUUAUAUUCGGGCAAAUGGCGCGCUCUGCCAUAAUGGGUGAUGCGCACGACGUGACGACGAAGUUUGCCGUGAUGAUGGCUAUAUUGGGCUCUGUGGAUUUCGUUCUAACCUCUGUGCAGAACAUGUGUUGGGUUUUCAGUGCCGCCAGACAGGUGGGAAACAUGAAAAUACGCUAUUUCAAUGCGGUACUGCGACAGGACCUUAGCUGGCAUGACCGACACAAGCCAGGCGAGUUGGUUUCCCGCAUUACGACUGACAUGCAUGCUGUGGAAAACGGUAUCAAUGAGAGACUUUCUAAAGGUAUUGUGAGCUUGGGUACUGCAGUCUUUGGGCUCGUUUUUGCGAUUAUUUCUUCAUGGGAACUCACUCUUUUCAUUAUGGCGGGAUUUCCUAUUGCCGGUGUUAUAUUUGGAGUCUGUAUGCUGCUCGUGAGCCGUUGCAAUUCAAAGUGCCGCAAUCAAUACGCCAAAGCGUCAUCUAUUUCUACAGAGGUGAUGGAGAAUAUCAAAACAACGCAAACCUUUAACCAAGAGGAAUAUGAACUCAAUCGGUUUGCUGUUACUCUGUUGGCUUCACGAGAUUCCGGCAUAAAGAAGGGAUUCUUAAUUGGAGGAGCGGUAGGACUGAUGACAGCUAUUAUUAUGGUUGCAUGUGCGGGUGGAGUGGUAUUCGGUUCCUACCUUAUAAUAUGGGGGCGGGGUGAUGUGGGGAGCGUUACAUCGAGUUUCAUGCCAAUUAUGUACGCUGCCAUGGGACUGGCCUCAAUGUUCCCGAGCCUUGUCGCAUUCAUGGAGUCUAGGUCCGCUGCGUAUCAGCUCGUCAAGACAAUCGAUCGCAUUCCUCGAAUUGAUAUUGAUUCUCAUGGCUGGCCAAUAGAGGUUUUUGAGGACUCGAUCACAUUUAAAAUGGUCUCUUUUCGAUAUGAAGGUCGCCCAAGCGAACCGAUUUUUGAUCAAUUGAAUUUCACUCUACAAAGAGGUCAAAAAAUUGCAUUUACCGGUGUGACUGGAUGUGGAAAGUCCACAAUACUCAGUUUGAUCCAGCGAUUCUACGAUCCAACCGAAGGAGCGGUGUUGAUUGAUGGAGACGAUUUACGUUUGUUGUCCCUUUACGAUUGGCGAAGCCUCAUUGGUGUGGUAUCACAAGAGCCCCAACUUUUCUCUGGAAGCAUUAUUGACAAUGUUCGCAUGGGUAAUCAGGAAGCCACUCUGGAUGAUGUCAUCGAUGCUUGUACGCGAGCCAACAUUCAUGAUACGAUCAUGCAGUUACCUGAUGACUACUACACUCUAGUGGGAAAGGGCCAACUAAGUGGUGGCCAAAAGCAGCGAUUGGCGAUUGCUCGUGCAUUGGUGAGAAUGCCCCAAAUUCUUUUACUUGACGAGGCCACCAGUGCCUUGGACCGAAAGUCAGAACUGGAAAUGCAGGAGGCCCUGAAUACAUUGAUGGAAGAAGAGGGAAUGACGGUUAUCGUGAUUGCUCAUAGGCUUUCAACAAUAAGGUACGUGGAUUGCAUAUACCACUUGGAGAGAACCCCUGGAAAAGGAAGCUACAUCGCAGAAUACGGUACAUACGACGAGUUGAUGCUCCAAAACGGUUUCUUCGCCGCAAUGGCAAUGAUGCAAAGUAACGCACAGCGUCCGCUGAAGAGGGCCUUUGGAAUGAACAACAGCCUGUACCUCUACAGCAAUUCCUCUGAAGGGGAUAUAAACAAUUUUGGCAACAUGAGUGAUUUCGCUGAUGACAAUGAUGCCCAAAUUUCUUAUGAUACUAGUCCAGAGUUAGCUUCCAUUUCAAAUAUCACUUAUUCACCUAUUGAAGUGCCAUUUGAGAAACGUGCCGAAUGGGAAGUGGAUCAAACUACUGUCUCAUUUCGGAGGGUAAUGCACCUUACUGGCAGACGGUGGGCAAUCGCACUGGGGGCUUUAGGUUCAGUGCUCAAUGCUAUUGCGCUUCCAGGGUCUGGGGUUGUCUUUGCAUUGAUGGUGAAUGUUAUGGGUGAAUACGGCCUAGAUGGUGACGUGAAUAAGAUGCAAAAGAACGUGAUGAUUGGUGCCUUUGUUUUUGCUGGUCUGGCUGGUUUGAACAUUUUAGCCUCAGUACUUCAGAGCUUUUACGCUUACGCUGGGGAAUACCUAACGUACUUCCUUCGGGUAGAACUUUUCCGUUCAAUUCUUCGGCAGGAUCAAACAUUUUUUGAUAUGCCUGGUCAUGAACCUGGAGCUCUCUCUGGCAUCAUCUCAGGCGACUGCGAGAUCAUCCACCAACUUUGGGGUCCAACAGUGGGAGCAGUGGUCCGAAUGGUUGUAUUUUUCUUUGGCGGCAUCGGUGUGAGUCUCUUUUUUCAGUGGAAAGUGGCUCUCGUUGCAACGGCGUGUAUGCCGCUCGUCAUUGGUUGUAUGAUUAUUCAGGACAAAUUCGUUUCUGCCUACGUCACAAAAAAUAGAGAUGUUGCGCUUCAUACGAUCACCUCCGAAUCCUUUUCAGCAAUUAGUACCAUCGCAUCCUUUAACAUGAAGGACCCAAUGGUGUUGCGUUACUCUCACGCUCUUGCAGAGAGUCAAAGCCGGACGGAGAAGUUGAGCCGUUUUUUGGGGAUAACUGCCGGCCUGAUGAAUUUUUUCUACUACGGUACCGUUGCACUUUCCUUCUGGUACGGGGGAACCCUCAUUGCCUCGUCGGAAGCAACAUUUCAACAGGUUAUGGUUUCUUCAAUGGCUAUUAUGGUGUGUCUUAUGGGUGCUGGUUCCGAAGUGGGCGGCUUAGCGAGGAAUUAUAUCAAGGCUUCACUCUCUGCAAGGCGAGUAUUCUGCAUCAUUGACCGGAUCCCCGACAUAGAUGUGUAUGAUGCUGGGGAUGAUGAUGUUGGAUAUGAGUGUGAUGUGAGUUUUAAAGGAGUGCAAUUUUUUUACCCCUCGCGCCCAGAUACUAUAGUGCUUGAUUCUACGAAUCUGUGUUUUGCUAGCGGAUCAUCAAAUGGCCUGAUGGGACAGACUGGGUGUGGCAAGUCGACUGUAAUUCAGAUUCUCGCUCGGUUUUAUAACCCCACAGGCGGUCGUGUGCUCAUCAAUGGGAAGGAUCUACGUGAGAUUGAUAUUUUUUCAUGGAGGAAGAACAUUGGCAUUGUGCUGCAGGAGCCAUCAUUGUUUAGUGGGACAGUGAAGGAUAAUAUUCUCUAUUCCUGCCCGGAUGCCACGGAUGAGGAAGUUGAGGAGGCUGCUAGUUUGGCUUGCAUUCAUGAUGAAAUUAUGAAUAUGCCUGACGGGUACGACACACAAGUGGGCUACCGAGGUAACGAGCUGAGCGGUGGCCAGAAGCAACGGGUCGCCAUUGCGAGAAGUAUCUUGCGAAGACCCCGUCUACUUCUGUUGGAUGAAGCUACCAGCGCUUUAGACAAUGCCACAGAGGCUGCUGUACAACGGAACCUUGACGAGCUACAAAACCUUUAUGGAACAACAACGGUGAGCAUUGCCCAUCGCCUCCCAACCAUACGAUACUGCGAUCAAAUUGUAUUGUUGGACGUUGGGCGAAUCAUUGAACAUGGUAGCCAUGAUGAGCUGAUGGCAUCCAACGGCGAGUACAGGGCGCGCUGGGAGCUAACACAGUGA
Molecule: messenger RNA, 3822 nt
Organism: Trypanosoma grayi
Lineage: Eukaryota; Euglenozoa; Kinetoplastea; Trypanosomatida; Trypanosomatidae
Product: putative ATP-binding cassette protein subfamily B, member 2
Exons: 1
Coding region: 1-3822 (1273 amino acids)
Biological process (GO): transmembrane transport
Cellular component (GO): membrane
Molecular function (GO): ATP binding; ATP hydrolysis activity; ABC-type transporter activity
Source: RefSeq, a predicted model, not a curated record